Symbiodinium sp. CCMP2592 is the source of this 579-nucleotide messenger RNA. The record is from the annotation of a GenBank genome assembly. NCBI's taxonomy places the organism in Eukaryota, Dinophyceae, Suessiales, Symbiodiniaceae.
AUGUCGGCCAGCGCAUCGGACUCGUCGGAGUCGGAGUCCGAGGCCUCGGAGAAGCCGCGACGUCGUGGUAAGAAACAGAAGGGGACCCCAGUCUGGAAGUGCCCGCGGCGCUUUCCGCAGCUCCAUCCCCGGCUCGAGGGGCAUCUCUACGGUCAGUCCAGCCGCAUGGGGCCCUCGAGGUACGACCAUGCGGAGAUCGUCGUCGGAACCCGCAGCUGGUAUGAGGCCAAUGGCUACAGCUUCAAGCGCCAUGCCUUGGAUGCUGGCCGCAGCCAGUGGAUUCCCCACGCCAAGGGUGCCAUCCAUAGAGACCCUGCAAGGUUCGUGCCACGCUGGCCCGAGUGCAAGCAGAAGGGCUCCGGCCGAGAGCAAACCCCGGGCUUUGCAACCAAGGCUGCCCUGGUCCUCCAAAAGACGCACAGCAGCUGGGACGCUUUCCGCGAUCCCCGAGGCCCGGCACCCAAGGAAAGCCUCCUGAGCCUCCGAGGCAGCCAGAGUCUCCCAGAGAUCGUGGCAGGAGAGGUUCCCUAUCCGCCGUCCCCAUGCUUCAUCCGGGACUUCAUGCGCCGCGCGAGCUGA